Molecule: messenger RNA, 1152 nt
Organism: Diospyros lotus (date-plum)
Lineage: Eukaryota; Viridiplantae; Streptophyta; Magnoliopsida; Ericales; Ebenaceae
Product: proteasome subunit alpha type-2-B-like
Exons: 12
Coding region: 197-904 (235 amino acids)
Biological process (GO): ubiquitin-dependent protein catabolic process
Cellular component (GO): proteasome core complex, alpha-subunit complex; proteasome core complex
Source: RefSeq, a predicted model, not a curated record
GUCGGCUAUAAAUAGGAUGGGGUGGACGGCCCCAGCCGAAAGUUCCCCCGCUCGCUCUCAAUUUUCUCUCAAAAAAACCUUUCUAAAUCACCGAUUUUGCAAAAUCCAAUCGUCCGCUCGUCGAUCCAACCACGUUUUCACUGUGAAAGUGACCUCGAUCUACAGGUUUCUAUCCGUUGGGUUCGUCCAAUAGACCAUGGGAGAUAGCCAGUACUCAUUCUCUCUAACUACAUUCAGUCCUUCUGGGAAGCUUGUCCAAAUUGAACAUGCCUUAACAGCCGUUGGAUCUGGCCAAACAUCUUUGGGGAUUAAAGCUGCUAAUGGCGUUGUUAUUGCAACAGAGAAAAAGCUACCAUCUAUCUUAGUUGAUGAAACAUCGGUGCAAAAGAUUCAGACAUUGACCCCCAACAUUGGAGUCGUAUACAGUGGGAUGGGUCCUGACUCUCGAGUUCUAGUUAGGAAGAGUAGGAAGCAAGCUGAACAAUAUCAUCGACUAUACAAAGAACCAAUUCCAGUCACUCAACUUGUAAGGGAAACCGCUGCUGUUAUGCAGGAGUUUACUCAGUCUGGUGGUGUCCGACCAUUUGGUGUUUCGCUGUUGGUUGCUGGGUUUGAUGAAAAGGGCCCACAGCUGUAUCAGGUGGAUCCAUCAGGUUCAUACUUCUCUUGGAAAGCUUCAGCGAUGGGGAAGAAUGUCUCUAAUGCUAAGACAUUUCUUGAGAAGAGGUACACGGAUGACAUGGAGCUUGAUGAUGCUGUCCACACGGCAAUCUUGACCCUGAAGGAGGGAUUUGAAGGGCAGAUCUCUGAAAAGAACAUCGAGAUUGGGAUAAUUGGCACUGACAAAAAAUUCAGAGUGCUAACACCUUCUGAAAUUGCCGAUUACCUGGAGGAAGUUGAGUAGCUUAAAGCAUUGAUAUCUAUCUAUCUUGUCAGUAAAAAGGCUCGUGCAAUCCUGGUGUGAAGCUGGGUUUUUCUGCUACAAAAUCUAUAUCCGGUUCUGUUGGUAGAAAAUUAUGAAUUGAAAACCGGUGACAUUUGUGUUGUGGUGAACAUUUGUUGUCUAUGGCCAUCUGGCUCCCCAUGUUCUACUUCAGGAACUAUUUCCCAAAUGAAUUAUCAAAGAUCAAUCUCUAUUUCAGUUUUUGAUGC